Molecule: messenger RNA, 1130 nt
Organism: Ilyonectria robusta
Lineage: Eukaryota; Fungi; Ascomycota; Sordariomycetes; Hypocreales; Nectriaceae
Product: Alpha/Beta hydrolase protein
Exons: 2
Coding region: 98-1018 (306 amino acids)
Molecular function (GO): hydrolase activity, acting on ester bonds
Source: RefSeq, a predicted model, not a curated record
CGCGAAUACCACGGUCCCUUGCGCCGGAUAUUAAAUCCCACUGGCCAAGAAAGCCAGCUGUCUCCCAAAUCUCACCUCUCACCAGCACCGCAGAACCAUGACGCAACUAACCAUUGAGCUUGAGCAGGGCCACCUUCCAAACACGUGCCAGUACACGGCGCGUACGAGGAGAGGCGACUAUCUGGUCCAGGUGGCGUGGCCUCAGUGCUGGAACGAGAACCGCGCGCAACCAGCAGACGACGCUCCCGUCUCCACCAUCUAUCUUGUCGACGGAAAUGCCUACUUCUUCACAGCUGUCGAUUUUGCGCGACGCCUGGAGAGCGUGAGUGGCACCAGGACCGUCAUUGUCGGGGUUGGCUAUCCCGUAACGAAUUCCGUCUUCGAUCGCCGCAGAGGCUCAGAUCUCACUCCGCCGUCUGAAGACGGAAAGUAUGCAACUGUAAUUGCCAAGGAUGGAACUCCGAUGACCGGAAUCAAUUACGGAGGCGCUUCCGAUUUUCUAGACGUUAUUCUCGGCGACAUCAUGCCAUACGUUGAAGGAGCCUUGUUCCCAGAUGCUCCACUACAGACGAGUCGCAAGGCCCUCUACGGCCACUCAUACGGCGGCCUCUUCACCCUGAACGCGCUCUUCACCAAACCGACGCAUUUCGAUACCUUCAUCGCUGCCAGUCCGUCCAUUUGGUUCAACCACUGUUCCAUUGUCAAAGGCCAGGAAACCCAUUUCCGCGAGCGCAAGCAUCCCGCCAACCCAGCGCCCCGGUUGCUUGUCACCUGGGGAUCGGAGGAGCAGUUAUUGGUGCAAAAGACUGGCGAGUCGGAGGCGCAGUUCGCAAUGAGGCUGCGAUACACAAGGCCCAUGAAAAUGAAGGACAAUGCACUUGCCAUGGUAGCGCGGUUGGAAGACUGCCCGAGCAUUCGAGAUAUUUACAAGUGGGAAUUUGCGGGCGAGGACCACGGGAGUGCCGCGGCAGUCGCCCUGCAAAGAGGAGUCAUGAAGUUCUUGUUGGAGGAUGUGUAGCUUGCAUGGACAAGGCGAAAGAGUUGCAGAUGUCAAGAGUGCACUGAUCAUGAGACACUUUGUGUCUUGGGCUAGGAGGGGAGAAAAGCGAACCCGCAAGUGGACCUAACUA